AUGGUUUACUACUUCACAUCUAACGUUGUUGAGCCGGCCGCGUUCAUUUAUGUCGGCAGGGACAAGGAGGAAAAUGAGGACUUGAUAAAAUAUGGACUGGAGAGUGAUGUAUGGGUUCGUACACCCCGCAUUCCCAACAAUCCGCCAUUCUCGGAUUUCCAUGUCGACAAUCUGUCGAGUGCACAUGUCUACCUUCGCCUUAAUGAAGGCCAAAGUUGGGAAAAUAUCCCCCAGGACUUGCUCGAAGAUUGCGCGCAACUCACAAAGGCCAACUCUAUUGAAGGAAACAAAAAGGAUAAUGUAACGAUCAUAUAUACGCCAUGGUCAAAUCUAUUAAAGACGGCUUCGAUGGCGACCGGCCAGGUCUCUUUCCACAACCCGAAGCUGACCCGGAAAAUAUUUGUCCCUGCACGCCAGAAUCCAAUCGUAAACCGACUAAAUAAGACUAAAAUUGAGAAGUUUCCCGAUCUCAGAGCUGAAAAGGAAGAAUAUCUUUCGAAAAUUAGGAGAGAAGAGCGAAAGCGAAGAGAGGAGAAACGUGCCACUGAGAAGAGAGAACGCAAAGAGAGGGAAGAGCUGAAGUGGCAAAAGGAACAUGCCUACGAUGACCUAAUGAACGAAGAGAACGUUCAGCAAAGCAGCAACCAGAAUCGUGACGAAAGCUAUCUGGAUGAUUUUAUGUGAUAGGGGCUAUACCAGCAAAUUAUUUUCCUUGUGGCUUUUCUCAACCGCCUCAUCCUCGUGCAAUGUCGGAGGAGCGAAAGUUGAAUAGCCGCAUUUCGAAAUGGAUGUAUGCAAGAGCACCGGCAGUUUUUCAAUCUAGAGCCCUCUACUCUAGGGCUACAGAAUGCAUAGAUAUACCCAACAUCCCAACCUAUCUCCUUUCUUAUUUCUUCGCUAUGUAUACCCCUCUCGUCUUCCUUGAAAGGAGCUAUACCUGGAUUGCUGCAUGGGCUGAUCCUCUUGCCACACAGCCAAUCCAAUAUAUGGAUGCUACCUAAAGCCGAAAUGAUAAUCGAGCAAUCAGGAUCACGAGUAUACUGCUUAGUUUCAUGCAAUAUCUGUGCAUGCUGUUGAGGCUGGGGGCCUACUGGGGAUGUGCUAGAGGAGUAGAUCGGGGAGAGCACACGGUUUUGAUAUAUGUUGCUUUCUCAAUAAAUGGUGCCCACAAAAGCUGGAAGGUCUCUUGUAAAUGGGAUAGAUUCUUUGGUGAGAACAUAUUGAUCUCGGCUGCAAUUUUUAAUGUCACCCUCUGGGAUUUUUAAUGCCUAUAAAGGUGGUUAUCGCUGUG
Messenger RNA from Coccidioides immitis RS, 1291 nucleotides. RefSeq lists its product as uncharacterized. NCBI's taxonomy places the organism in Eukaryota, Fungi, Ascomycota, Eurotiomycetes, Onygenales, Onygenaceae. The transcript is spliced from 5 exons. The record is from RefSeq and is a predicted model, not a curated record. The coding region runs from base 1 to 684 and encodes 227 amino acids.